Molecule: messenger RNA, 1461 nt
Organism: Argentina anserina (silverweed cinquefoil)
Lineage: Eukaryota; Viridiplantae; Streptophyta; Magnoliopsida; Rosales; Rosaceae
Product: fructose-bisphosphate aldolase, cytoplasmic isozyme-like
Exons: 3
Coding region: 94-1170 (358 amino acids)
Biological process (GO): fructose 1,6-bisphosphate metabolic process; glycolytic process
Cellular component (GO): cytosol
Molecular function (GO): fructose-bisphosphate aldolase activity
Source: RefSeq, a predicted model, not a curated record
CCUAAUACCAUCCCACUCGCUUCAUCCCUCUCUCUAGUUCGCAAUCGUCUUCUUCUGCAAACUCGUCCGAUCUCUCUCUCUCUCUCCACAAACAUGACGGCCUACAAGGGAAAGUACCAUGAUGAGCUCAUUAAAAAUGCUGCCUACAUUGGCACCCCUGGAAAGGGUAUUCUCGCUGCUGAUGAGUCCACUGGCACAAUUGGCAAGCGUUUUGACAGCAUCAAAGUUGAGAAUGUCGAGGAGAACAGGCGUGCUCUUCGUGAGCUCCUCUUCACUGCCCCUGGUGUCCUCCAAUACCUUAGUGGAGUGAUCCUUUUCGAGGAAACCCUCUACCAGAAGACAGCUGCAGGCAAGCCUUUUGUUUAUGUCUUGAACGAGGGUGGUGUCCUUCCCGGUAUCAAGGUUGACAAGGGUGUUGUUGAGCUUAAAGGUACCGACGGUGAGACCACAACCCAGGGUUUGGAUGGCCUUGGUGCCCGCUGUGCUAAGUACUAUGAAGCUGGUGCCCGGUUUGCCAAAUGGCGUGCUGUGCUUAAGAUUGGUGCCAAUGAGCCAUCUCAGCUGUCCAUCAAUGAAAAUGCUAAUGGAUUGGCUCGUUAUGCUAUCAUCUGCCAGGAGAAUGGCCUUGUACCCAUUGUUGAGCCUGAGAUCCUUGUUGAUGGACCCCAUGACAUCAACAAGUGUGCUGAUGUAACUGAGCGCGUCCUUGCUGCAUGUUACAAGGCUCUCAAUGACCACCAUGUUCUUCUUGAAGGAUCUCUAUUGAAGCCCAACAUGGUCACUCCCGGAUCUGAAGCCAAGAAGGUGUCGCCAGAAGUGAUUGCUGAGUACACAGUCCGUGCCUUGCAGCGCACCACCCCCGCAGCUGUUCCUGCUGUGAUGUUCUUGUCUGGUGGACAGAGUGAGGAGGAGGCUACCCUCAACCUUAACGCCAUGAACAAGCUCAAGGGAAAGAAGCCGUGGACUCUUUCCUUCUCCUUCGGCCGUGCCCUUCAGGCUAGCACUCUCAAGGCUUGGUCAGGAAAGGCAGAUAAUGUUAAGGCUGCACAGGAGGCUCUCCUCACAAGGGCCAAGGCCAACUCAGAGGCUACCUUGGGAACCUACAAGGGUGAUGCCAAUCUUGGUGAGGGUGCUGCAGAGAGUCUCCAUGUCAAGGACUACAAGUAUUAAUCUAGCUGUAUUGGUAUGGAAAUGCAAGUUUGUUUUCUUUUGUCACUUCUGUCAUGGUAUAUGCCUUUGGGUAUGAUCUUUAUGAAGCUUGGGAUGAGAUACUAGUAGAAUUAUAUAAGCUUGAGGAACUUUAGCAAGCAUGGAGAGUUUUUGUUACUUACGCCUUUGUUUUAGUUAAAGAACUACUCGUGUGUUGAGUAGUUUCAUCGUUGUGGUUGAUCUUUGUUCUUGAUCUUCAACUUCUGCUUUGUUGAUGUGCUUUCAAUCAAGUUGCUGUAUAUAGUUGCUGUA